Liolophura sinensis is the source of this 7528-nucleotide messenger RNA. Its product is annotated as pyruvate:ferredoxin oxidoreductase-like. The coding region runs from base 450 to 5981 and encodes 1843 amino acids. The record is from RefSeq and is a predicted model, not a curated record. Gene Ontology annotation, molecular function: thiamine pyrophosphate binding; oxidoreductase activity, acting on the aldehyde or oxo group of donors; iron ion binding. NCBI's taxonomy places the organism in Eukaryota, Metazoa, Mollusca, Polyplacophora, Chitonida, Chitonidae. The transcript has 5 exons. Gene Ontology annotation, biological process: response to oxidative stress; electron transport chain.
GUUGGCAAUGUGUGAAGAGAGGGCCUGCAAUGUGGCAAUCUCAAAAUUAGUUAGUUUUUACAGAAAUUUAUGACUUACAACAUCACACCAGUGUGGAAAAGUAGUUGAAGGUUGAUUUAUUUUGGCACUUUUUCUGUGACAUACAUUCAUGAAAGGUACAGUUUUGCAUCUGGUAAUGUUAACCACCCAGCCGCAGCACAGGCAGGGCUGCUGCUUUUCAGUUUCGAAACCGUCCAAGAAGGGACACUAAUACUGAGCUGGAACCAAAACAGGGAACCUUGCAUCAGACUGACAUUCACCUCUGAAGGGGUUUUGAUUCUCAGUUCAGGCCCAGUUUAGAGGAGGAACUGAGAGUGCUGACUGGGUUGUACAUGUACAUUGGGCAAAGUUGACUUGUGGACAAUUUCCUGUAACACCAGUAUCACAUGUGGUGAAGAUCACUUUCAGCUAUGUGGAAAGCUGUCGCCUCUAAAGCCGCCCAGGCUCCCCUGUGGCGGCAGGGGAGGUCCAUGUACAAGGUGUUGCCAAAGCAACCUGCCCGAGCAUGGCGCCAAACAACUGUCCAGGCAGCAAGAGCCAUGGCGUCUUCUACAUCAGAUACUCCAAAGAGGACAAUGCAAACAGUGGCCCCAAUGCCACAGUUACAAGAGAAAGAAGUCUCUAAGACAGCCCCUGAAUCUGCAGAAAAGUAUGUUGCUAUGGAUGGCAAUGAAGCAGCAGCUUAUGUUGCCUAUGCUCUGAGUGAUAUUUCUUUUAUCUAUCCCAUUAGCCCUGCCACAUCAAUGGGAGACCACAUGGACAAGUGGGCAAGUCUGGAGACAAAGAACAUCUUUGGAUCAACCGUAGAUGUUAACAUGAUGCAGUCAGAAGGUGGAGCGGCGGGUGCUCUUCAUGGUGCAGCUGCAGCAGGGGCUCUAAGUAGCACUUUCACUGCAUCUCAGGGGCUCCUUCUCAUGAUCCCAAAUAUGUACUUACUUGCCGGGGAACUUGUUCCCACAGUGUUUCAUGUCUCUGCUCGCACUGUCUCUAAGCAUGCCCUCUCCAUUUUUAAUGAUCACUCUGAUGUCAUGGCCACUAGACAAACUGGCUUUGCCAUGCUAUGCUCAAGUUCAGUACAAGAAGUAAUGGAUCUUGCUCUGGUGUCUCACAUUGCUUCAGUGAAGGCAAGAUUGCCAUUUAUGCACUUCUUUGAUGGUUACAGAACAUCAGCAGAGGUUUCAAAGAUUAAGCCAAUACCAUACUCGGCAAUGGCUGAAAUCUUUCCAGACGACCUAGCACAGAAGCACUUAAGAGACUUUGCCUUGAAUCCAAACAAGCCAAUGAUAAGAGGUACUGGCCAACGGCCAGACAUCUUUUUUCAGUCCACAGUUGCAGCCAACAAAUACUACAAUGAAUGCCCUUCAAUCGUGGAACAAACCUUGGAAGAAGUGUAUGCAAUCACAGGGAGAAAGUACAAUCUGUUUGACUACCAUGGCUCACCCACAGCAGAUCGAGUGGCCGUUAUCAUGGGAUCUGGAGCAAAGACCAUCGAAGAAACUGUUGACUACCUGAAUGCCAAAGGAGAAAAUGUGGGUGUUGUGAAUGUUCAUUUGUUCAGACCCUGGUCUUCCAAGCAUCUUUUGGCGGCCAUACCACAAUCAGCCACCAAGAUCGCAGUUUUGGAUAGAACACGAGAAGAUGGGGCUGCUGGGAUGCCACUGUUUCUGGAUGUCAACGUUGCCUUCAGUGAUGCCAAAAGACAAGCCCUAAUAACAGGUGGCCAGUAUGGAUUAGCCUCCAAAGAAUUUACUCCUGAAAUGGUACAAGCAGUCUUCGAAAACUUGAAUGCAGAAAAACCUAAGGAAAGUUACGUGAUUGGAAUUGAAGACGACGUGACCCACACCUCCCUCCCAUAUGGGGCUCCACUUAAAACCAUCCCUGAGGGUACCAAGCAGUGCAUAUUCUGGGGUUUGGGAUCAGAUGGCACAGUGGGAGCUGCUAAGGAAGCCAUCAAAACAAUUGGCCUGAACACUCCCCUGAAAGCCCAAGGACAUUUUGUUUAUGAUUCUCAUAAAGCUGAUGGUGUCACGAUCUCACAUGUACGUUUUGGACCAGAAGACAUCAAGAGUGAGUACACAAUCCACUCAGAUGCAGAUUAUGUAUCAUGUGCCCACCCCAGCUAUGUCUACAAAUUCAAUCAGUUGCUGGAGCCACUCAAGCCUGGAGGAACCUUUGUCCUAAACUCACCUUGGGUUACGAUGGAGGAAAUGCAAGCCAAACUGCCGGCUCUCAUCAAGCAACAGAUCGCUGAAAAGAAACUUCAGUUCUACAAUAUUGAUGCCAUUGGACUAGCUGCAAAAGUGGGCCUUGGAAAGCGCAUUAACAUGAUCAUGCAGGCGGCUUUUUAUGAGCUGUCUGGUGUCUUGCCAGUUGAAGACGCAAUGCAGUUGUUAAAACGCUCCAUUGAGAAGUCCUAUGGCCAUAAGGGACCAAAGAUUGUAGAGAGCAACCAGUCUGCAGUCGACAGUGCAAGGAAAAGCAUUCAAAAGAUUGAUUAUCCGUCAUCUUGGGACAGAAGUGAUGCCAAUGCUGCGAAGAAAAGUGCAUCAAACGAGCCAGAAUUUGUUGAAAAGAUCAUGCACCCAGUGUUGGCGUUAGAAGGAGAUAAAUUGCCUGUCAGCGCCUUUGAACCUGGCGGUUACAUGCCUAUUGGAACUACAGAGUAUGAAAAAAGAGGAAUUGCUCCAAAUAUCCCAGUGUGGAUCCCAGAUGCCUGCACACAGUGUAACUACUGUGCCAUUGUUUGCCCUCAUGCUGUGGUUAGACCAUUUUUACUGGACAAAAAUGAAGCCAAAUCUGCUCCACCUGGGUUUGAAGCAAGAAAAGCCAAAGGUGGUGCUGAAGUGUCUGGCUUUAAUUACACUAUCCAAAUCUCACCAAUGGACUGCACAGGUUGCGAAGUGUGUGUUGAAUCUUGCCCAGAUGAUGCUUUGUACAUGGCCCCAUUUAACGAGGUGGCAGAGAAAUAUCGUCCACACUGGGACUAUGCUAUUAAGCUGGACGAAAAGGGAGAAAUUGGUGACAAGUUCACUGUGAAAGGCAGCCAGUUUGAAAAGCCAUUGAUGGAAUUUUCAGGAGCCUGUGCUGGUUGUGGAGAGACGCCUUACAUGAAGUUAGCAACACAACUGUUUGGGGAUAAGAUGGUGAUUGCCAAUUCCUCUGGAUGUUCUUCUGUAUGGGGUGGAACAGCAGCGGCUGUGCCAUUCACAACAUCCAAAGAUGGCAGGGGACCAGCAUGGGGCAGAUCACUUUUUGAAGACACAGCUGAGUACGGAUUCGGUAUGAUGCUUGCAACCAAACAGAGACGUAGAAUGUUGCAGAAGGACGUUGAAUUGGCGAUGGAAAAUGUUCCCCUCAGUGAAGAGCUACACAGUCUCUUUGGAAAGUGGGUUAAAAACAUGGAUAGCUCUGCCCAUUGUGAUAACUUGGCCCCAAUGAUUGAAGAAGCCUUGGAAAAAGAGAAGGACAAAGACCCAAUCUUACAGAGACUACACCAACAGCGGGAUCUUUUCCGCACACAGUCUCAUUGGCUUGUUGGGGGAGAUGGCUGGGCAUAUGACAUCGGAUACGGGGGCCUUGACCACGUAAUUUCGAAAGGUGAAAAUGUUAACAUCUUGGUUUUGGACACUGAAAUGUACUCCAACACAGGAGGUCAGGUAUCAAAGGCCACACAGCUAUCGACUGUAACGAAGUUCGCGUCCUCCGGGAAGCGUCAUGUCAAGAAAGACCUUGGAAUGAUGGCCAUGUUGUACGAAAACGUGUACGUUGCUUCGGUGGCUUUGGGUGCCAACAUGAAUCAAACCGUGCAAGCGUUCAAGGAGGCGGAGUCUUACAAUGGCACAUCAAUUAUUAUUGCCUACUCACCGUGCAUUGACUGGGGCAUCGAGAUGAAAAACAUGAUGCACGAACAAAAGGAAGCUGUAGAAAGCGGCUACUGGACACUGUACAGAUUUGACCCACGGAAGGCAGAUUUAGGACAAAAUCCUUUCCAACUUGAUUCAAAAAGAAUCAAAGGAGACUUGCACGAGUUUUUGCAUCAGCAAAACAGAUUCCAGCAGUUAGUUCGAAAGAACAAGGAUGAAGCUGCCUUGCUUCAUACGUCACUGCACGAUAUAUCAUCCCAUCGUCACAAGAAACUACUUAAGAUGGCCAUGGAUGAACAUGAACUUCUAGAACAUCUGAAAAAUUUACUGGGAGAAGAAGUGUCAACUGAGAAAUCCAUUAUUCUCUAUGGUUCUGAAACAGGCAAUGCAGAAAACUUGGCCCAUGUGUUUUCAACGGAAUUAAAAAGGCGGGGAAUAAGGGCAAAGUGUCUUGCUAUGGAUGACUUCGACGUUGAGGAACUACCAUCACAAGCCAACGUUUACUGUAUCGUAGCAACAUGUGGGCAGGGUGAAUUCCCAGGCAACUGCAAGAACUUCUGGGAACAGCUCUCCAAACCCGAUUUGCCUGCAGACUUCCUGGAAAAUACUAAGUUUGCUGUCUUCGGCCUUGGUGACACUUCAUAUGUAUUUUACAAUGAGUCCGCAAAGGCCUUUGACAAGCGUCUGGAAGAACUCGGGGCCCAAAGGAUUCUUGACAUUGGGUUGGGAGACGACAAAGACGAUGAGAAGUACGAAACUGCUUGGUCCGACUGGUGCCCCAACCUGUGGAACGAGCUGGGCACUCCUCCACCCCCACAAGAAUUAAUGCCACCAACAUAUCGUGUGGAGGUUGAUACGACUGGGUCUGUUUCGGCUCCGAAGGACGCUAUCGUUCCAUCAGGCUACAAACUCGUCCCUAUGACCAAAAAUGUUGUCCUGACGCCACCAGACUACGAUCGUGACAUUCGGCACUACGAGUUUGAUUUGAAGGAGUCCGGAAUGCAGUACGCAAUCGGAGAGUGCCUUGGAAUCUACCCUCACAACAACAUAGAUGAGGUGAUAAACUUUCUGGCUGAGUGCAACAUUGGCCCAGAUAAUGUUAUUACCCUUGAAGACACAACUGGACGCAAAGACCCGCUACCGGCGGUUGCAACAGCCAGUCAGCUUUUCCAGGAGGUACUUGAUGUCUUCGGCAGGCCCAGCCGACGAUUCUACGAAACACUUGCACUUGCGGCUACAGACGAAAAUGAGAAGAAAGAAAUUGAAUAUAUCAUCAGCAAAGAAGGAACUGAAAAGUACAAGGAAAUGAUAAGUGAAACGACGACUUUUGCCGAUCUGUUAAGAAAAUAUCCCUCUGCAAAGCUGCCCCUGGACUACAUGGUGGACCACAUACCAAGAAUUAAACCUCGCCUGUACUCCAUCGCUUCAGCUUCUGAAAUGCAUGGCGAUAAACUCCAUCUGUGUAUUGUAAAAGAUGACUGGACAACACCUUCUGGAAAAUACCGCAGGGGUCUUUGCACCCACUAUUUGCAAAACCUGGGUCUUGGUGAGUCACCAGAUUUCAUUUCUGGUAAAAUCAACGCUGCAGGAAUCACCAUUCCGGACUCACACAAACCACCAUUUGUCAUGGUUGGACUUGGAACUGGUCUUGCCCCAUUCCGAGCCUUCAUUGAAGAACGUGAAGUGUGCCGCACUCGCGGAGAAGACGUCGGAGAAAUGGCUCUGUUCUUCGGUGCUCGUCAUAAGAGGACGGACUACACAUACGGCGACGAACUGGAAGAGUACCAUUCGAAUGGCAAAGGUGUGCUUACCGUGCUGUCGAACGCCUUCUCCCGUGACCAAGCUCACAAGAUCUACGUACAAAAUCGUAUCCAGGAACAUCCAGAAAUUAUCUACGACUACUUGAUGAAGAAGAAGGGUUAUUUCUACCUGUGUGGGCCAGCAGGAAACGUGCCCCCGGCUGUAAGGCAAGCCGUCGUUGACGCCUUUGUGAAAGUUGGCGGACACAAACCUGAGGAAGCUGACAAGAUGGUCACCGACAUGCAGAUUGAAGGCCGUUACAACGUUGAGGCUUGGUAACAUAACCGUUACAUAGACCUGACUCAACAUAGAAACAGUUAGAAACAUUCCUAGGCAAAUUUUCAGUAUGUGUGAGACUCAAUGGAUUUUUCACGCGAUGUUCCUCCAGCAGAUGUACUUUCAGUUAGGGUUAAAUUGCGUGUACGUCGCAGACACUGGAAGACUAUGAAAAACUCUGUUUCAUCAGUGCCAUUAUUUUAUCAGUGCCAUUAUUUUAGUGCUAUUAUUAUUUUCCUGAGUAUGUUUUUGUUCCCCAUUAUUAGUUUUACUUCACGAUAAAAAUUGUCUUCAGGGAAAGCUAUUUGUUUUUGAAGUGUUUACUGAGAUGUAUAAUAGUGUUUAGUAACCUGUAUUACGGUGUCUCGGAGAAUUUAGUUUCGGUAGUGACUUACAAUCAUAAGUCUGUUACACUGAUUAAACAUAGCUCUAGUUACAUCACUGAAGCAUAUAAAACAAAGUAUAGUGGAAUGAAGUCUAGAAAGUUGUAUUAUGUACCUUAUUUAACGGAAGGUUUACCAAGUUCGUGUAAACCGGUACGUUGUAAAUACUACGGAGAUCCACACUUGUCUCUUGUGGGCCUUCAGAAUAUGUUUGUUGAUCUGUCCCUUUUGGAAUUGGCUUGUAUUGUUUGUUACAUUUGAUGAAAGUUGUAACUGAGGUUGAUGAGCAAGACAUAGUUUUAUGUCAUGAAAUGGUCUUCGAUUAAUUGGCUAAUUGGCUUGUCUUUGUGUAAUGACGACAAUGGCUAAAUGUUUACUUCUAAGAGAUCCCCGUCUCACUGGAGUACAUAAGAGUGUAUAGGUGUAAAAAAAAAGAAACUUGUAUUUUAUUCUGCUCAACUAUGACGCUCCACAGAUUGUCAUGACAUCUAGGUUUAGGACAGUCUUAACGUUACGUUUUGCCUGUACUUAAUGAUAGACUAACAAUCUAAAUUGAAUAUAUUUUUGGUGUCGAUUGGCAUUAUUUUGCCAUAAGUAAUAUACAGUCUCCUAACAGUUAAGGUUUUUCACUGUGUCAUCUGGAGUCGGCGUAUAUUGUGACACCGGACUGAUCCACCUUUGACACUGGAGGGAAUUUACUUGUGACGCCGCAUGCGCAUGAAUUAUAUCCACAAUGAAGGAUUUUUGAAGUUGUCUUAAAUACUUCAUGUUCAGUCAAGUAUAAAUGAACUAAUGCUUUUGUGAAUGACUUGAUGAAUACAAACGUUUUGAUUUUGCAUGUCAUUGUACUCUUGUUUUUUUUUUUAAAUUCCUUGCUGUGUUCCUAUAUGCGUAUAAAUAUUUAGUAUUGUAUUAUUAGUAAAUACCUAAUUGUCUCCAUUUCAAAUCAGUUGUCUCCCACUGAGUCUUUUUUAUUUAUCUGCGCGUGAUGUUGAUGGUGUUAUACUAGAUCAAGUAAAAACACACCUGAUAUAAAUGUAAGUUGUUAUAAUAUGAAUAGACCUUGGAUGAGGUCACCAACAGUGUAACUAUUGUACAUAUCUUUUAUGUAUUGUUUCGGUGAGUGGAAAAGCAAAAUAAAAAUGCGAACUUUUUUGAACCGUAUAA